CUGUGCCGUGCCAUGCCACAAGAGCUCCUGGGGUCUCUGGCUGUUCCCCCGAGUCCCUGCUCCGUGCAGGGUCCAGCCCUCACAGGGGUGAGAGCUGCACUCACCCGAGCCAGCACUCCAGGAGUUAACAUGUGAAUAAAAACCAGACCCGUACAAACCUGGAACCUGGGCAGAUUUCCCUCUGGGCAGAGGGCUGGGCAGCCUCUGGUCAGUCCUCCUCCUCCUCGGUGCCCCUCGGGCAUCCCUGAGCAGCGCCUGCUUCUGUGCACGGCUCUGCAGACCUGCAGCGCCCAGUCAGUGAAGGCUGCCCCGCUCCAGCAAACCAUGCCUGGGCACCGCUGUGGCUGCGGACACCGGGACACCCCUUUGCCUGUGUCCAGGCUCACCCCAGCAGCUUUGCUGCCUUCUCAUGCAGGGCCCGUCCCGGGGUGAGGGGACAAAGCUGCCAUCCCCCACCAGACCCAAGCUGGGCAUGUGCUGCACAGCCGGCGAGAGGGAGAAGUCCGAGGCCAGGUGCUGCCGACUGUGUCUGGAGAGCAGCCAAAUCCUGCUCCGUGGGGCAGCUGGAUCCACCCUGCCAGCACAAACAGCCAUUAAAGGCCAAAGUAGAGCUCCAGGCACACGGGUCUGUGUGAGAUGAAGCCAUGAAUUGCAACUGAGAUGCGCAAAACUUUCUUCAGGUGCUGCUGCAAUCCUGCCUCUCCUCCAGUGUGCCCCAGAGCAACCCCGGCACCUGGCUCUCCCACCAGUGCUGCCCAAUGCACAGGCUGGGGCUGGUCCUCCACACCAGCCUCUAUAUAUAUGGCACAAGUGUGGACUGCGCAGAAGGCUGUUGCUUAGCCAGUGCCCGAGGAUGUGGCUGUACCUGGCGGUGGUGCUGGUGGGGCUGUACCUGCUGCGGCGCUGGCACCGGGAGCGGCAGACGGUGCCGAGGCUCUCGGAGAAGUAUGUGCUGAUCACAGGCUGCGACAGCGGCUUCGGCAACCUGCUGGCACAACAGCUGGACGCCCGGGGGCUGCGGGUGCUGGCCGCCUGCCUGACCAGCAGCGGGGCCGCGCAGCUGCGGGCGGCCGCCUCACCGCGGCUGCAGACCGUCCUCCUGGAUGUCACCUCCAGCCAGAGCAUCGCCGCCGCCACCGCCUGGGUCCGGGAGUGUGUGGGCGACCGAGGGCUCUGGGAGCUGGUGAACAAUGCAGGGACCACCAUCCCGACUGCCCCUAAUGAGUGGCUGACCAAGGACGACUUCGUCAAGGUGCUGGACGUCAACCUGGUUGGCCUCAUCGAGGUGACGCUGAGCCUCCUACCCCUGGUGCAGCAGGCGUGGGGCCAGGUGGCCAGCGUGAUGGGCCGUGUCUCCUUUUUUGGCGGGGGGUACUGCAUCUCCAAGUAUGGCGUGGAGGCCUUCUCCGACAGUCUCCGGCGUGAGAUGUGCCCCUUUGGGGUGCAGAUCUCCAUCAUCAAACCUGGCGGCUUCUGGAAAGGGAUGACCAACCCUGUAACGGUAAUGAAGGGCUUCAAGCACCUCUGGGAGCAGCUUCCAGCAGAGACCCAGGCAGCCUACAGUCACCAUUACCCGGAGACCUAUGCCAAAAGCAGCGUCCUGCUGCACCGCCUGAGCAGCUCCUGCCCGUUCCGUGUCACCAGCAUCAUGGCACACGUGCUGCUCGCCCGCUUCCCCCACAGCCGCUACGUGGCCGGGUGGGAUGCCCGACUUGCCCUCCUGCUGCUCAGCUACUGCCCAGCCUGGCUCACCGACGCCACCAUCAGCUUCUUCCUGCCCGUCCCGGCCAGGGGGAUGCCCGCGCGCCCCUGAGGAUGGCCACCAGACCAGGGAUGUGGACGCAGCACCCACAGGCACCCGCUUGCCUCAAGCCCCUGUUAACAUGCUCAAUAAAGCUGGUGCAAAGCGAGGGGCUGCCCGUGGUGAACCUCAGCCUCGGAGGUGUCCGAGAGCUGCUUGGCCACCGUGCUGGGUGACCCGCCAUGCCGGGGCAGCUGUGAUGCCAGUGGGGUCCCUGCCAGCCCGCAGGGUCCCUGCCAGCCUGCGGCAGGACCCCAACUGCGACCUGUGCCCAGAGCAGCCGUGUUCCCCGGGGAUGUCUGAGCUGCAGAGCAGGAUCGUCUCUGCCCCUGCAGCCCUUUGAGGGGCUGGUGGCUGCGCCGGGGGAUCCAGCUCAUCCUCACAGUCAGAGGCAGGGGCCAAUGGGCACCUACUGCCAUGGCUGAUGGCGCCUGCGGGGCUGUCGCAGGCACCAGUGGUGCUCUGGCUCCCCAUCGCUGCCUCAUGCUGGAGGGAUGCUGCUGCCCUGGGACAUGGUUAAAGAUGUUUUUCCGAGCCAGGCAUGUGGGUGGUGAUUCAUGUAUCGUUCAUACCUCUAAUUAAGGGCUGAUUAGUGAUGACUAGCUGGGGGUUAGCUCCCUGAGGUUGUGCACUUGCCUGCAGGACAAAAGCAAUGUUAGCAGCAGCCCCACUCCCACCAGCAUCUCACUGCUCCCGCACGCGCAGAGGCUGAGCCCACAUGAGACCAAGACACCCCAGGGCUGCGAUGGAGCUCAGGGGGACAAGGAGCUACAGCAGGAUGGAAGGCAGCAUGUAGGGCCCUUGUGCAAGCUGCAUUACAGCUUACUGAGCUGUCUCCCCAGCCAAGAAAGCUUUCCUAAAUGCUUUGCUCAGCUUAGCAAAUCAGUAAGACGUCCCCAGCAGCCCCCACACGUCACGUUUCAGGCCCCCGUGUCCCCAAAGGGCCGGGCUGCGGCAUGCUGAGUUGCCAGGAGGUGACACGGGGGCCUUAGCUGCACUUUUCUGGGGACCCCUGUGCCCACAUCCCUUGGCUGCCUG
Messenger RNA from Aquila chrysaetos chrysaetos, 2839 nucleotides. Its product is annotated as retinol dehydrogenase 16-like. The record is from RefSeq and is a predicted model, not a curated record. Lineage: Eukaryota; Metazoa; Chordata; Aves; Accipitriformes; Accipitridae. Gene Ontology annotation, molecular function: oxidoreductase activity.